Messenger RNA from Gasterosteus aculeatus aculeatus (three-spined stickleback), 801 nucleotides. RefSeq names its product matrix Gla protein (gene mgp). Gene Ontology annotation, molecular function: calcium ion binding. Gene Ontology annotation, cellular component: extracellular region. Lineage: Eukaryota; Metazoa; Chordata; Actinopteri; Perciformes; Gasterosteidae. The record is from RefSeq and is a predicted model, not a curated record.
UCAGGAUUUGGGGGGAUAUUACUCCGGAGAAAAAGUACAGACACUGAGAGAUAUUUCCAAGACUGCAUUCUUAUCUUUGUCGCCCCCCCGAGCAGAGACACGAGCCCCCCCCCCCCGCGAUGAGGAGCCUUCUUCAGCUUCUGGCACUCUGUGCCGCCGCCUCCUUCUGCGUCUGCUACGACUCUCAUGAAAGCACAGAAUCCGUCGAAGAUCUGUUCGUGGCUCCAAACCAAGCCAACUCGUUCAUGGCGCCUCAGAUGGGGAGCGUGUACGUGCCGGCCAGGGGCAACGGCCACAGCUAUUACAACUUCAUGAGGAAGGUGAAGUCCCCGGCGGAGAGGCGCGCGGAGACCUGUGAGGACUACUCCCCCUGCCGCUUCUACGCCUACCGCCACGGCUUCCAGCAGGCCUUCCAGAGGUACUUCGGCGCCCGCAAUCCCCCCCAGAGGCCGGCCGUGACCCGUCGGUACUAGACGCAAAGCGUCCGUCUGUGCAAAGCAGAGUCGCCGUCCGUCUCCCACCACAUCACAACUUCUCUAUAAUUUGUGUGGUUGUUUUUGUGGCCUCUUGUGGAUGUGAAAUGGAUCCUAGACGUGAGACAGAUGUUGUAAACCAGUGUGGCGUGUAGAACCACACGGGCCAGCGCUCUCUCUCGUGUCAUCUCAGGAUGACCAUCAUCCACUAAUAUCCCAACGUCACGGCAUUUGUUUUUUGUGUUUACUAACCGUUCCUCACGUUAUCCACCUCUUUAUCCCGCUUUGAAUAAAUAAACAAACUCCCCUUCAUUGGGGUUUAUCUUAA